CAACCCCUGCCCCCGCCCCCGCAUGGCCCGGCACGUGUUCCUAACAGGGCCCCCAGGGGUUGGAAAAACAACAUUGAUCCAGAAAGCCAGUGAGGUUUUAAAAUCCUCUGGUGUGCCUGUCGAUGGAUUUUAUACAGAAGAAGUCAGACAGGGAGGGAGAAGAAUAGGAUUCGAUGUCGUCACGCUGUCUGGAACCCGGGGGCCUUUAUCGAGAGUUGGGUUAGAGCCUCCACCUGGAAAACGUGAAUGCCGAGUUGGGCAGUAUGUGGUUGAUAUGACUUCUUUUGAGCAGUUGGCACUCCCCGUCUUGAGGAAUGCUGACUGCAGCAGUGGUCCAGGGCAAAGAGUGUGUGUCAUCGACGAGAUUGGGAAGAUGGAGCUCUUCAGUCAGCCUUUCAUUCAAGCUGUGCGUCAGACGCUGUCUACCCCAGGGACUAUAAUCCUUGGCACAAUCCCAGUUCCUAAAGGAAAGCCACUGGCUCUUGUAGAAGAAAUCCGAAACAGAAAGGACGUGAAGGUGUUUAAUGUCACCAAGGAAAACAGAAACCACCUUCUGCCAGAUAUCGUGACGUGUGUGCAGAGCAGCAGGAAGUGAAGACACGUGCGUUCCUGCCUCCCUUGAAGGAGUGCCCAGUUCAAGAGGAGCCCAAUGGAGCCCUCCUGUCGAGGCUGUAUGCCUAUGGGGUUAUAGAACCUUGUGGGCUUUUCUAGAGAAAACUCAACAGCUGUUUUCCAUAAAAUGUUUAAAAGAUCAAAUUAGCCUUAAUGCUGGAUUGUCUGUACAAGAUGAACAAUCCAUUGUGGCUUAUUUAUGCUUAAAGAUUUC
Molecule: messenger RNA, 826 nt
Organism: Macaca mulatta (Rhesus monkey)
Lineage: Eukaryota; Metazoa; Chordata; Mammalia; Primates; Cercopithecidae
Gene: NTPCR
Product: nucleoside-triphosphatase, cancer-related
Molecular function (GO): ATP hydrolysis activity
Source: RefSeq, marked provisional